UCGCGGCGGGAGCGCCCCCGUCCCCUGGGAGGGACCGGCGGGCCCAGGCGGUGACAGGAGCGGCGGCGGCGGGGCCGGGGCAGCGCGGCGGGGCGGGGGCAGCGCCGCCGGGGGCCCACCGAGCUCCCCCUCUCCUAGCGCGGCCCGGCCGGGCUCGCCGCUCCCCUCGGGCCUGGCGGGGUCACCUUCAUGGGCGGGCGGUAGCGCGGGGCCCGGCGCACGGCGGUGCCCGGGGCCUGGUUGAGGAGGCGUCGGCGGGAGAGAGCGGGGCCCGGGGCCGGCGGUGGGGGCCGGGGCCAUGUUCGUGCAGGAGGAGAAGAUCUUCGCGGGGAAGGUGCUGAGGCUCCAUGUGUGCACCAUGGAGGGCGCGGAGUGGCUGGAGGAGGUCCCCGAGGACACCACGGUGGAGAAGCUGAAGGAGCGAUGCCUGAAGCACUGUGUACCUGGGAGCUUGGAGGAUCCAAAAACCGUGACACAUCAUAAGUUGAUACAUGCUACUUCUGAGAAGGUGCUGACAGACACAAAAACAGUGUUGGAGGAAAACAUUCAAGAUAGAGAUGUCUUACUUUUAAUAAAGAAGCGUGCGCCACCUCCGCUCCCCAAAAUGGCAGAUGUGUCAGCAGAGGAGAAGAGGAAACAAGAGCAGAAAGCUCCUGAUAAGGAUGCUAUUCUCAAAGCAACUGCAAAUCUGCCCUCUCGCAAUGUAGAUCGCACUGUGGCCCAUCAUAACAUGAGGGAUUUUCCUUUCUUGCAGUUCCAGACAGAGCUCCGGAAGAUCUUAGUGUCUCUCAUAGAAGUUGCGCAGAAAUUGCUAGCACUGAACCCAGAUGCGGUUGAACUCUUUAAGAAGGCAAAUGCCAUGCUGGAUGAGGAUGAGGAAGACAGAGUGGAUGAGAUAGCUCUGCGACAGCUUACAGAAAUGGGGUUUCCAGAAAGCAGAGCUGUCAAAGCCCUUCGAUUAAAUCAUAUGUCAGUGACACAGGCCAUGGAGUGGUUGAUAGAACACGCAGAUGACCCUACAGUGGAUGCACCGCUCCCAGGUCAGACUCCAGCAGAAACCACAGCUGAAGCUGGCGCAUCCUCCGCUGAAGCGACUGCAGGUCCUAGUUCAGAAGCGAGUGCGGAAGAGGCCAAGGAUGAGCUGACAGAAAUAUUUAAGAAGAUCCGGAGGAAAAGAGAGUUUCGUCCAGACCCACGAGCUGUCAUUGCCCUGAUGGAGAUGGGAUUUGAUGAAAAAGAAGUGGUAGAUGCACUCAGAGUAAACAACAACCAGCAAAAUGCGGCUUGUGAAUGGCUGCUGGGAGACAGAAAGCCUUCUCCAGAGGACUUAGAUAAGGGAAUUGACACCAAUAGCCCUCUCUUCCAAGCCAUCUUAGAAAACCCAGUGGUACAGUUAGGGCUGACCAACCCUAAAACUCUACUAGCCUUCGAGGAUAUGCUUGAAAACCCCUUGAACAGCACUCAGUGGAUGAACGAUCCAGAAACUGGGCCUGUCAUGCUACAGAUCUCCCGAAUCUUCCAGACGCUGAAUCGCACGUAGAGGGGAAUGCCAGUCCACUGUGCCACUUCCUACUGUCCCUCGCGUCACCUUCUCCUCACCGGGAGGGUGCUUGGAUUGUCUGGGGAGGGGGGCGGCUGGAAGGGCAGGGGGGGCGAUCCCGUCUGAAUGGGUCUCUCGCACGAGAGCUUAUGUAGUUACAGCCAACUGCAGUUAAUUGCCUUGUGGAUUUAGUGUUAGUGGAAGAGGUUUGAAGACUUGUUUAUGUUUUCAGGUAUUAGGCUUAAAAUAAAGUAUAUCAAAAAAUAGGAAAAGGUUUUGUGAAAACGAUUAUGAAUCUGAUUGUUGGAAAGAAAUACGAUAUUGCUUGUUAAAAAGGCCUGUGACAAUAGUUUUCUAGCCAGUUUUGCUAGCAUCUGGCUAGUGUUUACAAAAGGUCACUGACCACUAGCAUAGGAUAUUAAUCAUCUCCAUACAGUAUUAAUUUAUGGCUAUAUCAAAUUAUAAAAUGCUUUUUUAAAUUGAUUCUUAGGAAAUGUUUUUUAAAAGUCCAAAUAUUGGGAGAGCAAGCACAUUUCUAUCCAAACUUGUUUAUCGUACGUUAUAAUUUAAACAGAGUAAUUCAGAGAUGGAAUUCUUUUAAUAAAUAGCAUUACUUUUUCCUAUUUAUUUUCUGCGUUAGUGUUGUUCCAGUCCCACAGUGGUUGUACUUGUAGGAGGUUCUCUGUCAGCUAUGUCAAAGAUGCAGUAUCUCUUUCACGGCAGAACUCGCUACACCAAGGCUUGGAUUCUCAAGUUGGCUACAGUUCAUACGUUCGUACUCUGCCAUAUCCUAACGCGAGGAUGUAUUCAUGGAAUGGGGUUUUUCCAUUUCUGUGUGCAUGGUUUUGGAAAGGGAGACUUGUGGUUUAUGACUUUGCUUCAAACUGUUUACAAAAAAGCAGCUAAUUUGCAUGGGUUUUUCACUGGUGAUCUGUAAAGAAGCAGAACUGCUUAGGUUUUUAUCUUGUUUAACGUAUUUAAGAGCACGCUUGAAAUUAUUAUCUUCUUUGAGAUAGAAGUGGUGUUUCUUGACACUUAUUUUUACCUUGGAAAUACCAAGAAUGUCAGGCGGUGUCUUUCCUCUUUUGUCAGAAAACUGACUUGAGAUUUCAGACAGGAGUUGUGAGCUCUUAAGAGCAGAACUCACUGGUAAAUAUCCAGCUAGUUUUUAGGAUUGGGCUCUGCAGGUGUUACUUUUUUAACAAUCUGAACAAAAAUGGGGUUUUGUUGUCGAAUUAGUGAAACAUGAUUGAUGUCUGUCAUAAUCCCUGCCAUGUCUUGUGUUUUCACAGCUUUUUUUUUUGGAAAGGAAGGCUCAGCAAGCCCUGCCCCUCCAAAAUGCAGAGUAACCAGAUGGAGACCCUGUCCUUAAGUAGCACAAAGGGCUGCUCUCAAACAGAGACAUCCCAAAAAGCUCUGCAAGUCUUUUAUUUUUUCUUUUUUUUUUUUCUUUAAGUGUGGGUUUGCCUGGGUUUUUUUGGUGCGGUUGGUUUUUUUUAAACAAAAAUGUAACAAGACACAACCCGAAACCCUACAACAAGUUUUGGCCUGAACUUGGCAUCUAAUCUCUGCUGUUACUCAGUUGAGGCACUGGAGUUGCCAAUUUCACAUAAUUAAUAUGAAGGGUGGGGAAAUAAAGACAGCUUGAGAUUUUAUCUUGACUUACUAUCCCAGUGUUUUUUUUUUUUUUGUUAUUUGUAAGCUCAUGUUAAGCUUUACAGUUCAUGACUGCUGAAAUAUUUACUUCUACAGUUAGAAAUUCCACGCUUUAUAGAGGUACUGCUUCUGUUCAAAUUGAACGGUAAAACCAUUUUCCCGGCCUCUUGCUAAUAACAGAUUGACAGGAUGACAUUAAAUUGUCAACGUGUCCUAGAACCGUAAAAGCUGGGAACCCGAUCCUGCAGCCCCGUGAACUGAGCACAACUACUCGUGAGUAGCUGUGCCUGAGUAUUGUAGUGUUAUGAAAGCUUUUGAUUAUUUUGUCCAUUUUUUUCUUACUCCCUGUAGCUUUUUGCCUGUAAUACUACCAGAAGACACUAUUACUUGAAACUCUUAGAGGCACAAGUCCUUCUCUACCAGUCAGGAUUCUUGUAAAUAUUCCUUUUAAUGAGUGUUUUUAGAAGACAAAGCUGGGAAAAACUACCCUGUAGUUUGAUGGGAGUUUUUUGGCUUCCGAGUAAGUGCAGGUCCAGACUUAUCGAACGGAUACUUUGGUAGCAGUCGUGGUCUUUGAAGAACGUGAAGGCUUGUUGAAAUGCUUUUGAUUUCAGUAAUACGUUUAUCAGACUCUGAAGUGGCUGUAGAGCUUCCAGACAGACCAGGCGAGGAUCAUCUGUCAACUUUAGAGUAAUUUAAAAGUUUGGCAUCCGGUUUGCUGGCGGAACCCAGGGGCCUGGCCAUAUGGCAGGAGCGAGCAGCACAUCUUGCCCGUACCGGCACGGGAGGAGCUGCCCCAGGGCUGUCUCUUACUGCUUCCAGGGCAAUGUGGAUGAUGAACUUGUACCAGCUCCCGGCUUUGAGGGGGCUGAAGCUGGGCACAUUCCUGGUAUGCCGUGUCUGACCCACUUGGGAGGAGCAGAGUGGCUCGCUUCGAAGGGUAAAGAUUCUGCUGCUUGUGUAUCUCUGCUUCAACCCCACAGCAACGGGGUCAGAGUGUGAUGCUGCCAGGACCUGCUAACGAAUUGUGCGUGUUCGUCAGUGUCAGUUUGAUCAGGGUGAUAAAAGCUAGCAGAGCUGCCUCCCUUGGUAUGCCAAAACGCAAUUGCUGCCACUGAAACUUAUAUAAAGUAAGGGGGGGGGGGAAGCAUCAGUAAACCAAAUCAUGCUUAGGUAAUAGAAAAAGGUAGGAAUGCCCAGGUUCAACAACACAACCUAAUAAGCGGUUAGAGAUCUUAGGGAUAAAGGAAUACUGCAUCUUUAAAAUGCUUGAAGGCUUUGAGAAUAUGUGGUUAUUUCUGGAUUUCAUUAUUCCAGAGCUCAGCACUUAAAACAGCUGAAGCGUUGGAGAGUGUGUUCUUCAUCUGCCAAACCAUUCUCUUGCUUGGUAUGGCUUUAACGUCCAUGGCCCUGCUUGUCUUUCAAAAACCUACAGUUUCCAGUGGCCAAUAGCUGAAAGAGGCCAGAACUUAGGAGGCAUGAUGUUUGCAGCAAGGCAUAGGAGUUGAUCUAAAACAAGCAAAACUACCCUUGAGGUUGAAGGAACACUUGCUGAAUUGAUGAAGACAUCAGUGGUGGUGUUAGGGUAGGAACUGGUAGCAGACGAGGGAGCUGCCUGUUGGGUCCGUUCCUGCUUCAGCACAGUAAAUGGAGGGGGGAGUUAAGUCCACUGUGCUUGCAAAGGCAUUGAUUGUCCCGAUUUUUACAAAAUCUGCAAAAAAAAUGAUAGAUCUCUGCUAUUGAGUCAGAAUGUGCGGACGGGUCUCCAGGCACAAGCAGGAUGUGUGCAGUAAGAGCUUUGCCUGGUAAUCAUAGAAUCAUAGAAUGUGUUGGGUUGGAAGGGACCUCUAAAGGCCACCUAGUCCAACCCCCUGCAGUCAGCAGGGACAUCUGUAACUAGAUCAGGUCGCUCAGAGCCUCAUCCAGCCUGGUCCUGAAUGUCCCCAGGGAUGGGGCCUCCACCACCUCUCUGGGCAACCUGGGCCAGUGUCUCACCACCCUCAGUGUGAAGAACUUCUUCCUCACGUCUAAUCUAAACCUGCCCUGCUCUAGUUUAAACCAUCGCCCCUCAUCCUAUUGCCACAUGCCCUUGCAGACAGCCCCUCCCCAGCUUUCCUGGAGCCCCUUCAGGGACUGGAAGGGGCUGGAAGGUCUCCCUGGAGCCUUCUCUUCUCCAGGCUGAACCCCCCCAGCUCUCUCAGCCUGUCGGUGUUAAACUGUCCUGUUCGGUGGCUGAAGGGCAGAGGACAGGGCGAUCUGUCUGGGAGCCAGCGAGAGGUCCCUAAGCACGUGGGAACAGGAGGUUCAGGUUUUAAAAAAAAAAAAAAAAAGACAUUUUUGUGAGAAGAACUACUCACAGGAGUAAGGAUUUACAGGUUCAGGUCCUGUGCUUGCAUCUCCGGUGUUCAAGUUAUAACCAGCAAGGACAUGUCAUAUUUAAGUGUCUCAUCACACGGUCGUGGGAAUAUUUGGAAGCCUGUGGAGUCAAGAAGUAAGGCAAUGGGCUGGUAGGUGGCUAAUACAAGUCUUACAGUUGUAGCUCUUUGCCCCGUUGGUUGAUACGGACAAUCUUCUACCUUUUGAUAUUACGUGACUCUUGAAAGCUAGCUAUUUAUUUAAAUAUAUAUAACUUAUAAUUUUGUCAUCAGAACACUGAUAUCUUUAAUAGAAAUGUACUAUACGGAAGUUUGUUCUCAGGGCUUCGUAUUUAUACUCUCUUUAUAGGGGGAUGCAUUUAAAGGGAUGUAUUUGGAAAAUUCGGCCACUUUACAACUUGGACCUUGAUUGUCUUGACCUGUGAGCCUGAGCUAGUGUCCCCCUCCUACCGAACCUCUCCUGUCUGGUCCAGUCCAAAGAAUCUGCCGGUCUCUCUCUCCCUGUGAGCAGCGACGUGAGUCUUCCUUUCACGUUGCUGCAUCGCUCUCUGGAAAUGGUCACACAAGGUUGCCCCGAAACUUCACGCUUUGCUGAUCCGUACAACCGUUUCAAGGAUGCUUCUGCUCUCCGUGCAGCUGGAAAAUGAACUUGCACGGUUUCUAAAGCAGAUGUCAGCGCGCUCCUGCUCUCCUGGGGUGCUGCAAGGUUCCAUCCUGCAAGAGGUGGGAAACCUUCAGCUAAUGCUGCUUUUUGGCUGCUUUUUGGCCCCUGUCGCAGGUGCGUCCCAGAACCUUGACCCCCAAUUUCUUUCCUCACUCUUCUGGAACCAAACUUGUCUUUUGGUGAUUGAUCUUCAUAUCCAAGAAACACUUGAGUGGUUAUUGAAAUCCUUUUUAGUUGGGACUGUUACAAUUUUUUUUUUUUUUUAGGUGUUGUGAUUCACGGGCUGAGGAUCUUUUAAUAUAUUUUGAAAGUUGUUGAAAUAAGCAUUGCACCAAACGAAUGUAUAGUGACACCGUCAGCAAGUAUUGCCUGUGGAAGGGGUUCAGAGGUCACCGCUCAUCUCUGCUGCAGCGGCAAUGCUACGGGAGUAGCGCGCACAGGGCAGCGAGCGUUUCAUCCAAAGUAAAUACCCCGGUUUUCUACUUUUAAUAAAUAGCGUUUUUAUUAACUAGCGGAAUAGCGGCGCUUGCAGCUGGGUCUUUCCAUCCGAUCACAAGUCCUUUUGCUUCGAGGCAUAAGCAAACCACUGAGUGUAGCCUCCUCUCUGGACCGAUUCUCCUUCUGAAGGAUUUGUGCUGGUUCUCGGGGGUGGGACGGGGGGGGCUCGGCCAGGCUGACCCCCACCUUGCUGCGCAGGACACGGCGAGCGGCGUAUUGCGUCGGGUGAGUGUGCUCUCGUGGUGGUUCUUCUCACCUGCAUCCUCACGCUGAGGUGUAGCAAAAAGGGGUUUUUAAGGACCCCCCUAGACUUGAAGAUCCUUAAUGCAGAUCCCGUUCGCAGCAUGUGAACUUCAAUAAAUGUAAAUGCAUUAAAUUCUUACUGAAUUUGGGUAUAGUUUUAUAUCGUGCUCAGGGGAGAGGGAAGAAAUUGGAUCACGUUUUGAACUAAGCCCCACAAAACAAAGUGUCUUUGUUGCAGCAGGUAACAGAGGCCUGUAGAGAUUUUUAAUUUGCAUAUUUUUAUCAUAGUUUAAUGAACUGUACGAGAAUGUGAUUUGCUAUCCAGCACUUAGCACCAGGCAGCAUCAGUAAAACUUUAUUGCAAGGUACUGACUUAACAUGUUUUUUCAUUUCACCUGUGUAUAAAAUAAUUAGGUACAGCAUAUGAUAAUUUUGAUCUGGCACUGGCACUGACGUGUGGCAUGCACAGCUGUUUCUAAGAUGUAACCUUACUUUUAUGAAGCUUAAUUAGGGCGGACGUCACUGAGCCUGUGGAAUUCAGGGUUCAUUCUGGACACGCUCCCGUGGGUCACUGCCCUCCCCCCGAGUGGGAGAAGCAGCAGGCUUUGCUCCUGCGCAGCAGCCUCGAGGCAAAACGUAAGAAAUGCUACUAAUUUGUUAUCCUUCUCAGCAGUCGUCGUUGUCUGCUGAAAUAUUCCUGGAAGCUACGGAGGUUGUUGGCGAAGCCAGACCUGUUCGAACUGAAACGGUCGCGUCUCUUUAGCGUGUGGAGAAGCCGUACCCGCGGGUGAGGCUAGAAUGAACGCUGAGUCUUUAAACCUGCUCACACAUACACACUGAAGACACUGACGUUGUGUGUGCUGUAAAUUUAUAAUAUAUCUUAAAAAUAAAGUUUUUGGAUUUAUUA
Messenger RNA from Chroicocephalus ridibundus (black-headed gull), 7883 nucleotides. RefSeq names its product UBA domain containing 1 (gene UBAC1). Gene Ontology annotation, molecular function: protein binding. The coding region runs from base 299 to 1540 and encodes 413 amino acids. Gene Ontology annotation, cellular component: ubiquitin ligase complex. The record is from RefSeq and is a predicted model, not a curated record. NCBI's taxonomy places the organism in Eukaryota, Metazoa, Chordata, Aves, Charadriiformes, Laridae. The transcript is spliced from 10 exons.